Brassica napus (rape) is the source of this 885-nucleotide messenger RNA. Its product is annotated as F-box protein At5g65850-like. Lineage: Eukaryota; Viridiplantae; Streptophyta; Magnoliopsida; Brassicales; Brassicaceae. Gene Ontology annotation, molecular function: protein binding. The transcript is spliced from 4 exons. The record is from RefSeq and is a predicted model, not a curated record. The coding region runs from base 1 to 885 and encodes 294 amino acids.
AUGGAAUCACGGCGGCGCAACGUCGCGGGGGAUCCUAAAACCAUCAGCAAACCACUUGAUGCUGAAGAGUUCUCGUCGAUGAUCCCAAUCGAACUAACCAUAGAGAUAUUUUCGAGGUUGCCACUAAAAUCUAUUGCGAGAUGUCGUUGUGUAUCAAAGCAUUGGGCUUCGAUACUUCUCCGUCCUGACUUCACGGACCUGUUCUUCACCAAAUCGCUGGCUCGACCGAAGCUAUUGUUCGCCUUACCAAAAGAGAGUGAGUUUCUCUUCUUCUCCUCACCUCAGCCACGUGAGAAUACGUCUCUUCCUAUAACCGUCGAUCAUCAUGUGAGCGUCCAUCAUAUAUCUAGUCCUCUCAAUGGAUUUUUCUGUAUAAGCUAUGAUCGGAUCUUAAAGGAAAGUGAAACCAUUACCAGAAAAAAACAACGUGUGACUGUGAUAUACUUAGCUAUGUACACUGGCACAUCGCUUGCUUUGAAAACUGUGUUGUUACUAUACCGAAGGAGGCUUGAGGAUCUCUUGUAUUCAUUCGCGGAGUCUCAAAGCCUCGACUGUCUAUCACUAAGAAGCUGCGGAUUGCCCUUGGUAGGACAGUACACAGUUGUGGACUUUUUCUGUCUGGAAAAAGAAGAUAUGAUAUUAAUGGGCUUUUACAGUAUCUCGAUCAAGAAUAGUAUUAAGAUUUUUGUUUGCCUUGGUCUUAAAGCUUGUCAGGAGGAGUUGCUUGUUAGAGUGGCGACGUCGAGAGAAGAGUUUAGGCAUUUGAAGAGCUUUGAUUACGUUGUGGUUAAUGCGAAAGGGAGGCUUGAUGAUGCGGUUAGCCGCGUGGAAGCUAUUAUCGAUGCGGAGAAAUCUAGAGUUCACCAGAGGGUUGUUAGGAUUUGA